AUGAAUAAUCUUAAAAAAAUCCUUAUAAUGUUGAAUUUUACACUACCAAGACACAAAAAGACUGAACCAACGUUAUUAUGGUGGACUAAAGAUGAUCCUUCAAUUCAAUAUUCUACUACUAAGUUAGAUUCACAACAACCACUUCCAGCAUUUAGGUUUGGUAUGUUUGUUCAAAAUGUAACAAUAGAUUGCGCUACCUUCAUGCCUAUUAAUGAUGAUGGUGGUGAUUUUCAUUUUAAGAAAGAAAAUUGUUCCAAUUUUGAAUUGGUUUUUGACAGUGGAAGUUUUAGAUAUUACAAAUUUACUCCUACUAAUAAUAGCAGUGCGUUGAUCCUUGAUUGGAAUUAUACUGGAAAUGCCACUAGUACUAUUGUAUUUGAUGGAGGCGAGUUAGAUGAUAUCAGAGAUAAUUAUCCAGGUCAAACUAACCUUCAAAAAUACAUAAGUUAUCUCCAUAGUAACCGAGUGUCUAUUCAAGAAAACAAGAAAAAUUAUUUUUCUAUUAAAUGGACUAGAAGAAAAUACUUAAUUCGUGAUUGGACAAAUUAUUUAGGUUUUCCUAAUCGUUAUGUUUCACUUCAUAUUGCAGAACCAAUAAUCUUAACACCUAGAACAAGUUAUUAUGAAAAUCAGACUACAGUAUAUAUUUCACAAUAUGAUGAUUUUGCAGAUAAUCCUUUUGAAACUGUUGAAACAGAAAAAAGAUCUGAAACUGUCUUGAACAAUAUUGGUCCACUUGGAGGUGCAAUUAGCUUACUGUUAGGAAUUUAUGCUAUUUUAUUUGGUGGAUCACUCCUGAGCCCUUGGGGAAUCUUUCAAAACUAUUGUUGCAAGUAUAAGUCAAGAUCAAAAAGAAAGCUUUUGAAAAAUUUGCCAGUGAUUCCUUUGACCGAAAAAAACCAAUUAUAUUAUGAAGAUCUAAAAAUUAUCUCUCUUAGACUCAAUUCUUUGGAAACAAUUCUAAGAGAGUAUAUUAUAAACGCAGAUUUCCUUGAUGAAUUGGAGACUGAAAAAAUUGAUAUUGGUAUUGAUGAGAGUAAUAGAUAA
Messenger RNA from Entrophospora candida, 1047 nucleotides. Lineage: Eukaryota; Fungi; Glomeromycota; Glomeromycetes; Entrophosporales; Entrophosporaceae. The record is from the annotation of a GenBank genome assembly.